UCCGUGUUAUUCCCUACGUUUACUGUAUCAGCGAUAUACUUGGACUGGAAUCAUACACAACAGUGGAAAUUGGCACAGAAAGAAAAGCAAUCAGAAUUACCAAAGGUUUAAACAGGUAGUAGAGAAAAGAGAGAAUAAUGGGAGUUCUGGGAUUUACUCGUGCGCAUCUUUGGACUGGAUUCCCUGCAGCUGGAUUUGUGUUCGGAUGUUGGUUGGACCGUCUAGAAACUUUGAGGAUGACACGAUUCAGAGAUAAAUCUGCCCUUUAUGGCAGGACCCUUGCGCCAGGGGAGCCACAUUCAUGGCCAUGAUUUGACACCUUUGAAUGAGGUUGUUGAUUACAGUAGAAGAAUAAUUUAUUGCAAUAAAAGCCAGAUGAAAAGUAAUAAAACCCAAA
Molecule: messenger RNA, 397 nt
Organism: Athalia rosae (coleseed sawfly)
Lineage: Eukaryota; Metazoa; Arthropoda; Insecta; Hymenoptera; Athaliidae
Gene: ND-MNLL
Product: NADH dehydrogenase [ubiquinone] 1 beta subcomplex subunit 1
Exons: 1
Coding region: 138-311 (57 amino acids)
Cellular component (GO): mitochondrion
Source: RefSeq, a predicted model, not a curated record